Molecule: messenger RNA, 466 nt
Organism: Moneuplotes crassus
Lineage: Eukaryota; Ciliophora; Spirotrichea; Euplotida; Euplotidae
Source: the annotation of a GenBank genome assembly
AUGCCACAUUUGAUUUCUAACUUAGUAGAGAAGGCUUAUACUCCUUCCAUUGCUAGAAUUGCUCCUAAGCAUUUGGUCAGAAAACCACAGCUAGGAAGACAAGCACAGAAAGUUACUAAUAUUGGAAACACUGCUCUGUAUAGAGGAUUUUGGAGAUUUACCAGGAGAUGGGUUUGUCACAAUCACAAAUUCUGGUACUCUUACGUUGUACUCUGUGCUAUUGGUAUGUAUCAGGUGUACUACGCCGUCGUCGUAGGACACUAUGUUAGGAAGAACUACCACAGAUCUAUGGAAUAUGCCAUUCUUAGGGAACAAGAAUGGGAGAAAAUCAAGCCAGCUGAUGAUGACGAUGAUUUAUUCGAUGAUGACGAUGAGGAAGAGGAAGAAGAAGGCGCUGCCGGAGAUGAAGGAGCUGACGACGACGAUGACGAUGAAUAAAUCCAAUAACCAUGUCAACAGCAUUAAC